Messenger RNA from Macrobrachium nipponense, 3320 nucleotides. Its product is annotated as methylmalonyl-CoA mutase, mitochondrial-like. The coding region runs from base 294 to 2525 and encodes 743 amino acids. Gene Ontology annotation, cellular component: cytoplasm; mitochondrion. Lineage: Eukaryota; Metazoa; Arthropoda; Malacostraca; Decapoda; Palaemonidae. The record is from RefSeq and is a predicted model, not a curated record. The transcript is spliced from 17 exons. Gene Ontology annotation, molecular function: methylmalonyl-CoA mutase activity; cobalamin binding; metal ion binding.
UCAAGUGAAUGCAAAUUUCCGAAUAGUUUUACGUUUACUAAUAAACCCCAAAUGUAAAUUGAGCAGUCGGUGUACACAGUUGAAGUUUGCUGGUUCAAAUUACUAUAGUUUUGCGCAUUUCAAAUAAUGACAUGCAUUUAGUAUAUCUUUAAUGUAUCGAAAGGCAUCGUUGUGUAACUUCUCGAUACACUUGUUAGUUCUUAAUAACUUCUGAACGGUCCCGAAGUCUAAAUUCACUUCUCGCAACUCGCAAGUCGUAACAUUGCACUCCGUCGGUGACUACCAUAGUAAACAUGUCUCUAGCUCGAGCUCCCAAUUUGCUGGCCAGAAAUGUCCCAGCUGUAACUUAUACAUAUUGGUCUAGAAUGUGUCAUAAGAAUGCAAAUUUAGAUGAAGAAUGGGUAAGCCUUGCAAAGAAGCAGCUCAAAGGUGCUGAUCCAGCUCAACGUUUAUUAUGGGAUACACCAGAGGGUAUAACUAUCAAGCCUCUGUAUACAUUUGAUGAUGUUAAAGACACUACUAAAGAGAUACCUGGAAAGUAUCCUUUUACUCGAGGUCCCUAUCCCACAAUGUAUGCAAAUCGUCCAUGGACCAUCAGGCAGUAUGCUGGAUUUAGUACUGUUGAAGAAAGUAACAAGUUUUACCUGCAGAACAUCAAAGCUGGUCAACAGGGUCUUUCUGUGGCUUUUGAUUUAGCUACACACAGAGGAUAUGAUUCUGAUAAUCCAAGGGUCCAUGGUGAUGUUGGUAUGGCAGGUGUUGCCAUAGAUUCUGUGGAGGAUAUGAAGAUGCUUUUUAAUGACAUCCCUUUGGAUAAGAUGUCUGUUUCCAUGACCAUGAACGGUGCUGUCAUCCCCACCAUGGCCAUGUUUAUUGUAGCUGCAGAAGAAUCGGGUGUAAAACAGGAAAAACUCUCAGGAACAAUACAGAAUGAUAUCUUGAAAGAAUUUAUGGUGCGCAACACAUACAUAUACCCUCCAGAACCAUCUAUGAGAAUUAUUGGUGAUAUUUUUGGAUAUACAGCCAAGCACAUGCCAAAAUUUAAUAGCAUCAGCAUUAGUGGGUAUCAUAUGCAAGAAGCUGGUGCUAAUGCUGUGCUGGAAAUGGCUUUCACACUAGCUGAUGGUUUAGAGUAUUGCCGAACUGGGCUGAAAGCAGGUUUAAAAAUUGACCAAUUUGCUCCUCGACUCUCAUUCUUUUGGGGUGUUGGAAUGAAUUUCUAUAUGGAAAUUGCAAAAAUGAGAGCUGCACGAAGACUUUGGGCUCAUCUAAUUGAAAAAAACUUUUCUCCACAAAAUAAAAAAUCAACCAUGUUAAGGACUCAUAGUCAGACAUCUGGCUGGUCAUUAACUGAGCAGGAUCCUUAUAACAAUAUAAUUCGAACAACAAUUGAAGCAAUGGCUGCAGUUUUUGGUGGGACACAAUCGUUGCAUACAAACGCAUUUGAUGAAGCAUUAGGACUGCCUACAGUCUUUUCAGCACGUGUUGCACGAAACACCCAGAUCAUUUUACAGGAAGAAACUGGUAUUCCAAAGGUAAUUGAUCCUUGGGCUGGAUCAUAUGCAAUGGAGUCACUUACAGAAGAAGUUUAUAAAGCUGGAAAAGCCAUUAUAGAUGAAGUAGAAGCCAUGGGAGGUAUGGCAAAGGCUGUUGCAUCAGGUUGGGCAAAACUGAAAAUUGAAGAAUGUGCUGCAAAACGACAGGCAAUGAUUGAUAGUGGUAAAGAGGUUAUUGUAGGAGUGAAUAAAUAUCGACUGGAGAAAGAAGAAACUGUUGAUGUUCUCAUGAUUGAUAAUCAUGAAGUUCGUUCUAAACAGAUCAAUAAACUUGAAAAGAUAAAAGCUACUCGCGAUGAAUCUAAAACUCAGGCAGCUUUAUCUGCUUUAGAAGAAGCUGCUAAGGGUGAUGGCAAUCUAUUGGCCUUUGCCAUUGAUGCUGCUCGUGCACGGGCUUCACUAGGAGAAAUCUCCAUGUCAAUGGAAAGGGUUUUUGGCCGCCACGUUGCCACAGACAGAUUGGUUUCUGGUGCAUAUAAAAAUGAGUAUGGUGAUAAAGAUGACCUUGUAGCUGUUACAGAGAAGAUUGAAGAAUUUAUUGAUGAGGAGGGACGUCGCCCAAGGAUUCUGGUUGCCAAGAUGGGGCAAGAUGGCCAUGACAGAGGAGCCAAAGUUAUUGCAACAGGAUUUGCUGACCUGGGCUUCGAUGUUGAUGUUGGUCCACUUUUCCAGACUCCUGCAGAAGUGGCUCAGCAAGCUGUAGAUGCAGAUGUCCAUGUUGUAGGAGCUUCUUCACUAGCUGCAGGACAUCGUACAUUAGUUCCUGAGCUCAUUAAAGCCUUGAGUGACCUUGGACGUCCUGACAUUUUGGUCAUUGCUGGAGGAGUUAUUCCACCUCAGGAUUAUGAAUUUUUAAAAGAAUGUGGGACAGCAGCUAUAUUUGGACCAGGUACUCAAAUCCCUGUUGCUGCACUAGAUGUUCUUAACUUGAUUACAGUCUCCUUAAAAAAGCGAGCUGCAGUAAACUGAAGCUACUUGGUGUAUUACGAGCCCUUUAUGGAAGUCAUAAAUGAGAAAAGUAAAUAGCUGCUGUUAAGAUGAUGUAUUUUUUGUUUACAAGAAUGUAAUGUUACUGUAUGGUAAAUAAAGAGAACCCCAUCUUUUCUUAGCAUUGUGAGUACUACAUAAUCUUGCAGCAUAUUUAGAGAAUGGUAUAAUAUAAGAACCUUUUACGCUAAAUUUGCAAUAUAUACAGGGUGUUUUCUAAUGUGCCAUAUGGUUAUUUUUGUAAUGUCAAAACUAUUCAUGAUUAUUAAUAUUCUGGAUUGAUUUACAUUGAAUUGCUAUCUAGAGGAUUAUUUUCCAAACAAGAAAAUAUGUAGAGUACGAACAUAGUGUAAUACUCUGACGGUAUUUUAUUUAGUGUGAACCUGUUACUUGCACAGUAUUAGACUUAAGGUUUUUUUUUUUUUUAAGAAUUGGUGAAGUUUCCCUUUAAUUAAGAUAGAGUAGUCUACAGAUCCCUACUCUGAUAGUUCUUAGAAAAGCAUUAUGCAGUACAUGAACAUUGAGAUUGUUAAGGUGACAACGGCCAAAUACUUGGGGAAUCAUUUGCAUGCUGUGGAAAGCAUGUGUAUUUCUAUUUUAUAUUUUGCUUCCCUGUUUACAAAUGUGACCUCUUGUAAUGGGAGAGAAAUAAGACCUACAAGUAGAUUCUAAAGAUUUUAUUAGUAUUAGCAAUUUGCUCUACACACUUUAUACCUAUUAUUCAGGUUUAGUUGUACCAUAUAGCUGUGAUAGCAGUUUAGUUUUAGAUUUAAGUAU